Messenger RNA from Cynoglossus semilaevis (tongue sole), 1978 nucleotides. RefSeq names its product RAB28, member RAS oncogene family (gene rab28). The coding region runs from base 356 to 1024 and encodes 222 amino acids. Gene Ontology annotation, molecular function: GTPase activity; GTP binding. NCBI's taxonomy places the organism in Eukaryota, Metazoa, Chordata, Actinopteri, Pleuronectiformes, Cynoglossidae. The record is from RefSeq and is a predicted model, not a curated record. The transcript has 9 exons.
CACGUGACGUAACAAAAUAUCCGGUGAAUGUGAGUCGGUUUCCGGUUUGUCCUGCGGCUUAAAUGUUUAAGCUUUUUCGAGUGUUUCUUUAAAUUACCGUGUUUAAUCGUCUUUUUAACUAUACAUGCGAGUAUAAAACAACCGCUAGAGUGAUAGGAAAGAGUUAUCGUGUUAGCGGACAGCAGUGAACGCAGCAGAAUCAAAAUGGCGUCAGUUUUGUUACUCCACUUAGCGUUAAUUUAAUCCAUCCCCGUUUAUCGUGACAAAUACACUUGGUUAACCGCCGAGUUACGUCUUUUUAAAGUGUUUCCGUUUCAAACACCGAUCCUCGAUUGUCGGGAGAUAAUACGGUGUCAUGUCGGACUCAGAGGAGGACAGUCAGGACAAACAGCUGAAAAUUGUAGUGAUUGGAGACGGAGCCAGUGGAAAGACGUCACUCACCACCCGGUUUGCUCAGGAGGCCUUUGGGAAACAGUACAAACAAACCAUCGGUCUGGAUUUCUUUCUGAAGAGAAUAAGCCUUCCAGGGAACCUGAAUGUGACGCUGCAGGUCUGGGACAUCGGAGGCCAAACGUUAGGAGGAAAAAUGCUGGAUAAAUACAUCUACGGGGCACAUGGUGUUCUCCUGGUGUAUGACAUCACCAACUACCAGAGCUUUGAGAAUCUAGAGGAUUGGUUCAGCAUAGUGAAGGCAGCCAACGAGGAGUCCGACGUCCAACCCGUUGUCUCCUUAGUGGGAAACAAAAUCGACCUGGAGCACAUGAGGACGGUGAAGGCGGACAAACACCAGCGCUUCUGCCAAGAAAAUGGAAUCAUCAGUCAGUUCGUAUCGGCCAAAACUGGAGACUCGGUUUACCUUUGUUUCCAGAGAGUCGCUGCUGAAAUCCUUGGUGUAAAGUUGAACAAAGCAGAAAUAGAACAAUCACAGAGGAUCAUAAAGGCUGAGUUGGUGAACUACCCACAGGAUGAAGGUCCAGCUAGACCAGAAAUCCCACAGCAGAGUAAAAUCUGCUCUGUUCAGUAGUUGGAUCGUGUAGUGAAGGCAGACAUUGUGAACUACAGCCAGGACACCGUGGCCAGGACAGUCAACCCCCCGCGCAGCUCCAUGUGUGUGGUGCAGUGACACACACACACACACACACACCCCUGCACACACACACACAGUUAAGUCAGUAUUCCUCACUUCAGGAGUUUUGCACUGACUAGACUAGCUCUCUGUAUUCCUGUUGUGGUUCAGAUGAAGAACAGACUGUUGUUUUGUGGUUUCACUCUGUUGUCGUUCUGAUUUUUGGCAGAAAUAAGUUUCAGGAGAAUUCACCACAAAGAAAAAGUAGCACAUCUUUUCUCUUCCUUUUUUUUUUCUUUUUUAGUUUACUUGCAGCUAGAGUUUCACUUCAAUAAUUCCUUUUGAUAAAUAAAGACUCACUUUUUGGGGGGUUAUUUUUAGGACCCUGUGUUAAUAAUAAGAGUCGGUCAGUUGUUGUACACAGCUGUGACUUUUCAUCCAAAUCAUCCAUGUUAUUAUCCUGAGUGGUAGAAAAUAAUUCUCAUUUACUUCAACACACACGUGUAAAUAGAAACCUACUAGUUUCUGGAAAAUCUGCAAAGGCCGAAGGUGAUUUGAUGUAAAGUAAAAUCAAUAUGAACUAUCUGAAAACAUCAGACCAUUUGUCUGAUUUUUAUUUUGCUUGAUUUACAUGUAUUAAUGAUAAUGAUAGAAGUAUAUCAGUGUAUGUAGAAGGCCAUGGAGGAGCGGGUUCAUCGUAGGUGUUCUAAUGCUGCAGUGCAUUACUGUACUUUCAGUUUUUUCAGUUUACCUUGCAGUGUGCUAUGAUAGUGCACUGAAUGUUUGUUUUUUUUUUCAUGUUGCCAAGCGGAGUUCGACUCUAGCAGUGCCGUGAUGUAAACUAUGUACUGUUACUUUACAUGGAAGCAUUUCACAUUCAAGUAAUCCUUUGUAUUUCUUUUAGACUUUCUU